AAAUUCUUGACCAAAUUAGUUUUGCUUCGUCAGUUUGGACUACAUUACUCAAGGUGAAUAUGAGGAACUUCUUGAUACUACUGUCCUGUUAUAGUUGCUAUAUUGAAGUGGAAACGUUAAAAAAUGGGGAACCAGAAUUCGAUGACAAAAAAUUCAAUCAGUCAAUGGUUGAAAAUUCCGUUCAUUUCUUUCUUUAUCACAGUUCGAAUUUUGGCAUAGCGGAUGAAUUGGUGGUAGGAGACAAUGAUCUCCUGAAUAAAUCGAGAUACGAUGCUGAUAGGCCGGCUGCAAUUAUCAUUCAUGGUUGGACCCAUGGAAAGGAUACACCCUGGAUGAUAGAGAUGAGAGAAGCAAUGGCAAAUAAAUCAGUAUGGAACGUCAUUAUUGUCGACUGGGCUCCUCUUGCUCGUACUCUCUACACAGAAGCCAGAGUGCAUAGCCCAACUGUUGCAAGAAUAGUUGGCAAUUUCUGUUUGUACUUGAAUAAAAUGAAAGGACUUAGGAUGUCCGACAUACACUUCAUUGGACAUAGCAUGGGUGCCCAAAUAUCAGCCAUGACCUCCGCAUACAUAGGACAACAUACGAGGGAGCAAGUAGGGAGGAUAACAGGCCUUGAUCCUGCUGCACCAUUGUACGAAUGGCCUCAUAUGGAAUCGUCAGAUGAAGUGAUUGACCCAAAUGAUGCUGUUUUCGUCGAUGUCAUCCAUACAAAUGGCAACUAUUUGGGUAUGAUCUCACCGUGUGGACAUGUGGAUUACUAUCCUAAUGGAGGAAUGCAUCAGCCUGGAUGUACAUUCUGGUUGUGCAGUCAUAUGAGAGCAGUAGAAUUUUGGACAGCUUCAAUAAAAAACCCAUAUGUUUUCAAGGCAUUUCCAUUCAGUAUUUGGAAUAAAUAUGUUACUGGAGAAAUUGAAGAAGUCAAUAGUUAUCCAAUGGGUAUAGCUGCAGGUCCACGUAUACCUCAAGGGGUUUACUUCUUGGAGACUGUUGAUGAAGUACCUUAUAUUCACACUAAGACUACGAUGGCUGAUAGUUUAUGACAAUUAUUUAAUUUUUAAGUUUUGUAUAUUUAUAAUUUAUAUUUCUUACUUACUAAUUAUAAUUCUUAUACGAACAUGUUUGUUUAAUUUUGACUUUCAGGCGGAUAGGUACAUAGUGUCAAUAGCCCCUGGAAAAUUAAUUUUCUUCAUAAGGAAAUACCAACUAUGUAAUACACUCCAUCAA
Molecule: messenger RNA, 1224 nt
Organism: Harmonia axyridis
Lineage: Eukaryota; Metazoa; Arthropoda; Insecta; Coleoptera; Coccinellidae
Product: pancreatic lipase-related protein 2-like
Exons: 4
Coding region: 60-1040 (326 amino acids)
Biological process (GO): lipid metabolic process
Molecular function (GO): lipase activity
Source: RefSeq, a predicted model, not a curated record